GGAGGGUGCCGGAAGUACUACUCCUGAAAGGGUCCGAGCGAGACUCGGGUUGCCUUCCUCGUAGUCCGGGUGUUGGGAACCCGGAGUGCGGGAGACCUGAGUCCAAGCCGAUACCACUGUCGUGACCCCUGGCAAGUCCCUUUUCUGUGAUUUCACUGGCUCAGCCUUGAGUAAAUCGCUCAGCCUUGAAGUGAGUCGCUGAGCUACCCCUCAGCAUCCAACCUGGCCAGUGGAAUUGCUCGGGCAGCGCUCCUGGGAGCCGAGGCCCGGAGAUCCUCAGUAAAAGACGCCUCCUCACCUUCAAAACAGCCCUGGAUUCUGAACCUGCCAUCCAAGGGACUCAGGAGUUGACAGUCUCUACAUUUCUCACCACCCUGGGGCAAAAUCCACUAUGUCUCAGGCCACCAAGAGGAAGCAUGUCGUGAAGGAGGUGCUAGGGGAGCACAUGGUGCCCUCCGACCGGCAGCAGAUUGUGAGGGUACUCAGGACACCAGGGAACAAUCUUCAUGAGGUGGAGACAGCCCAAGGGCAGCGCUUCCUGGUGAGCAUGCCCUCCAAAUACCGCAAGAAUAUCUGGAUCAAAAGAGGGGACUUUCUCAUUGUUGACCCCAUUGAAGAGGGAGAAAAGGUGAAGGCUGAGAUCUCCUUUGUGCUUUGCAAGGACCAUGUGCGCUCUCUGCAGAAGGAAGGGCACUGGCCAGAGGCUUUUUCUGAAGUGGCUGAGAAACAGAACAACAGGAACAGACAAACUCAGCCAGAACUCCCAGCUGAGCCACAGGAUUCAUCAGGAGAAGAAUCCAGUUCUGAAGAUGAUUCUGACCUCUUUGUUAACACCAACCGCAGACAGUAUCAUGAGAGUGAGGAGGACAGUGAAGAGGAGGAGGAGGCAUCCUGAGGCCCACUUCUCUGUUUACUUGGGGACUAAUCCCUGGUUCCUCUGGGCUUGGACAUUCCCAGGGUGCUCUGCACAUCUUGAUCUCUGAAUGGGGACAAGGCAGGGCCCCUCUGAACUGACCUUCUGACCUAGGAGAAUUAAACCCCUGGUGGGUGGUAACUUGUGCUGGUGUCUACGUGGCUCUCUGUGGGGAGGGAAACUUGUGGUGAAGUAAAACGCUACUUUGUGGAGGCAUUGUGGACUGAAUGGAAAAAAAUGGGGAAUGGGUAGAAUCCUUCUCAGGUGGUUUGUUAUUCUUUCCUCCUUCCAUCCGGCUCUUGGAAGUGCCAGGUCCUCUGCUAUACCUCCUUGCAUCUGUUAACCAACUGGGAGAAGUCCUGCUUCAUCGUCUGCCCUCAGCUAACACUGACUCAAGCAUUCAGGAUUAUAGUUCUAGGACCUGGUACCCACCUGUCCCUCAGAGACACUCAGGAUCAACCCCACGGUGCCUCGUGAGCUG
Molecule: messenger RNA, 1394 nt
Organism: Tupaia belangeri chinensis (Chinese tree shrew)
Lineage: Eukaryota; Metazoa; Chordata; Mammalia; Scandentia; Tupaiidae
Gene: EIF1AD
Product: eukaryotic translation initiation factor 1A domain containing
Exons: 6
Coding region: 392-895 (167 amino acids)
Biological process (GO): translational initiation
Cellular component (GO): nucleus
Molecular function (GO): RNA binding; translation initiation factor activity
Source: RefSeq, a predicted model, not a curated record